Messenger RNA from Ogataea polymorpha, 1952 nucleotides. RefSeq lists its product as uncharacterized. The record is from RefSeq and is a predicted model, not a curated record. Gene Ontology annotation, cellular component: microtubule cytoskeleton; septin complex; septin ring. Gene Ontology annotation, molecular function: GTPase activity; molecular adaptor activity; GTP binding. Gene Ontology annotation, biological process: cytoskeleton-dependent cytokinesis; cellular bud neck septin ring organization; division septum assembly. The coding region runs from base 957 to 1952 and encodes 331 amino acids. NCBI's taxonomy places the organism in Eukaryota, Fungi, Ascomycota, Pichiomycetes, Pichiales, Pichiaceae. The transcript is spliced from 3 exons.
CAGUCGCGAGUAUUGGGACGGGCUGAUCAAUGUGAAGACGAGCAACUGGAAAUACACACUUGAGGAGCUGCAGCAGGGCACGCCGUCGCGAAGAAACGGGUCGGAGCUGAAGAAAGUGAGUUUCGAGGACGAGUGCCAAAAGCGAGCCAAGGGAAUAAUAUAUUUGUUCAAGUGUUGCAGACAGCUGCGUCUGUCGCGGUCGGUGGCGAUGACUGCGUCGUGCUACUUCCACAGAUUUUACAUGCGUCGGGACAUGCUGAGCCACCACUAUUUCGAGGUUGCGGCCACGAGUUUAUUUAUUGCUUGCAAAGCAGAAGAGUGUCGGCGUCGUCUGGCCGACGUUGUCAAAGUGUGCGCAAAAACUGCGAUGGCGAACAGUCAGGACCCGAUAGACGAGAACUCAAAGAUAUUCUGGCGCUGGAAGGACCUCAUGAUCAAUCUGGAGGAGAUGCUACUGGAAACGUUGUGUUUUGAGGUCACUCCUUCCAAUCCUUAUAAAUUGUGUCUGAGUGCUUUAAGACUGGAAGAAGACAUACCCAGAGAAACAGACUGGCUCAAGCGGUCAAAGGACCUCUUUAUACAGUGCACAAACGUCUACGAGUUGACUUCGCGAGUGCCGUUGGUUCUUCUGCACGAGACAAACGUGAUAGCCAUGCUGGGCGUUGUCUUAAGCUGCGCAAAAGACCAGAGUCUCAAGAUUCCUCCCGAGUUUGUGCAGGAGCUGGGCACGGACCAGGAACAGGUCUGGGCGUGCUACCAGGACCUGGUGGCUCUGGGCCGGCCUCUGGGUAGUCUGGAUCCGCCGUUCCAAGUUUUGCAGCAUCUGCCGAAACUCGAGUUUGAGCAGUUCACGGGGCUGUUUGGCGCAGCGGCGCCAGAUUCGGCGCCAGAAAAAAAUCAAGAACCGCUAGCGCAGGAUAAAAAAGAAGGAUAAUUAUCAUACGCCAUUUCUUAACAUGAGCACCAGUGCCAAGCUGAACAUUCUGACAGCGGAAGAGAUCCGCCAAAAAAAGUUCCUUAAACGGGGUUUGCAACUCAGCAUCUUGGUUGUUGGCCAGACGGGAACGGGUAAGAGCACAUUUAUCAACACUCUUUGCAACGAGGACAUCAUCACCACUAAUCGUCCUGCGCCUGCAGAUCUGUCGAUCGAAAGUCACUCUGCCAAGAUCUACGAGGGAGGGACCAGAAUUGACUUAGACGUGGUUAUGGCGCCAGGACUAGGCGACUUCAUCGACAACAGAGACUCGACUAAAUGUCUCACGGACUACAUUGAGAGCCAGUUUGAGAAGGUGCUGAACGAUGAAUGCAAGAUCCAGAGAACUCCUAAGGCCACGGACACGAGGAUCCAUGCUGCCAUCUAUUUCAUCAGACCGACAGGCAAGGGAUUGCGGGAGCUGGACAUUGCUUGCAUGAAGGAGCUGGGGAAACGGUGCAACGUGAUUCCUGUGAUCUCCAAGGCGGACAUUCUGUCUGAGGAGGAAAUUGCUUUGAACAGAAAACUGAUUCUACGGGACCUCGCCAAGAACAGAAUCAACACGUAUGACUUCUCAAACUGUUUUUCGGACAUUGACGAGGAGGACGAGGACUUGGCAGUCAGCAGCGUUCAGGAUCUGGUUCCAUUUGCCAUUGUGUGCGGUACGGACAGGGCCAUCAUCGACCAGGUGGAGUACAAAGUGAGACGUCUGCCGCACGGGCUCGUGAGAGUCGACGAUCCUGCUCACAGCGACUACAUUGUUUUGAGAACAUGUUUGCUGGGCGCGUGUCUGCAAGAUCUGAAGGACACGACUCACGGGAUCUACUACGAAAAGUACCGGACCGAGAAGCUCUCCAAGAAUCCGCCCGGAACGGGCUACAUGAAGCCUGGUUCAAGAGCCUCUAAGCCAACAAGUUCCGGGUCUCUAUUGGACAGACUGAGAACCAACGUUGGCUCCAGACAGUCGACGAGGGAAUAG